AGCGACCGUCAGGUCCACCACACCCACCUUUCUUAUAUUCGUCAGCAGCGAGGGCCGAAUCAUCAUCAUCAUCAUCGACUACUACUACCACUACAACCACCACCACCACCAUUAUCAUGGGAUCGUUGGAGGUGCCCUAUGAGCUGCCGGUGGCUGAUGGAGUGAACUUCGGGUGGUGCCUGACGGUGCGUGGAGCCAUCCUGGACAACCCAACUGGAUUCACGCUGAACCUGCGCACCGCCGACGGGAAUAUUGCGCUGCACUUGAACCCGCGCUUCCAGGACGGUGACGCUGGCCGCGUCGUCGUCCUCAACUCGCUGCUCGGCGACAGCUGGGGCUCCGAGGAGCGGCCCGGAGAGUUCCCGUUCGCUGCGGGGGAGCCGUUCGAGGUGAGGCUGCGGUGCUGCGAGGAUGUGUUCCGCGUGGAGGUGAACGACGUGAUCCCGCUGUGCGACUUCCGCCACCGCGCCGAGGCCUCCAGCAUCACCAGCGUCCACAUCUCCGGCGACGUCUCCCUCUCCGCCGUCGAGACUUCCUAGGGCCCCCAGGGUGGGGAGGCGGCAGCGCUCGCGUGACGCUCCUGCGUCCACGCACGCGCCGUGCAGUGCUCUCAUCGCUGUCAUUUUCUGCUACGUUUUGGGCCCGAUCUUUAGUGGGUUUGUAGAAAGGCGGUUGAGUUGGUGGGCCCCCUUUUUUUAAAGCCCUUUUUUGGUGAUCUCCACCAAAAGUUUAGCAAGAUUUAGUUUCCACUGCAAUAUGAAGCAGCAUCCGAUUUGUUUUGCUUUCUGCUUGUAUCGGGUAACUUCGUUGAGCUGGAACAAAGCAAAUUUUUCGAUGUAAUCUCUAUGCUUGCUUCACCUGCCUCGUUGUCACCGCUGGCAUUGCCAGCAUCGCAGGAGGGGGUGAGCACGUGGGGUCGUUCGCAAUGCCCUUCUGAAGUAACGCGAGUAGAUGAACGUUCCACCCCCCGCUAGUGACACUACAGUACCAACACAUUGAUAAUUGCGGAGGAAGGUUGAAGGACUCGAGAUGUUUGCCGCUGACGAGUGAAUACAUUUUUUUGCCGUUGCUUGGCAAAGGAAAUAAAUUCACAAACUGCUCCGAAUGUG
This is a messenger RNA of Petromyzon marinus (sea lamprey), 1109 nucleotides long. Its product is annotated as galectin-3-like. Gene Ontology annotation, molecular function: carbohydrate binding. Lineage: Eukaryota; Metazoa; Chordata; Hyperoartia; Petromyzontiformes; Petromyzontidae. The record is from RefSeq and is a predicted model, not a curated record.